Molecule: messenger RNA, 375 nt
Organism: Menidia menidia (Atlantic silverside)
Lineage: Eukaryota; Metazoa; Chordata; Actinopteri; Atheriniformes; Atherinopsidae
Source: the annotation of a GenBank genome assembly
AUGUCGAUUUCUGUGCCGACUCGGGACUCUGUGAGCACGGCCGUGGCCAAAAAUGUGAUCGUCCUGGCUCUGGGCCUCACCAUCAACUACAUCAACGGCACUCUGAUUCACACUUUCAGGAAGCACCAGGAGGACGUCCUCUUCAUCCUCCUGGACGCCGUCCGGCACCCCCUCCCUUCUCGCGCCUCCGGCCGGUCCCCGGGCGGCCGGAGGCAGGUGGAGCUCCGGGGUGUAGGUGAAACUGAAGGGUGUCCGAUAUAUCAGGCUGUCCAUCCUGACCAGGGAAAGGGGAACGGUGAUGGGGCGCCGCAGGCAGCGCCAGCCGUCGGAGAAAACCGUGACGUCCGGAACCACGCACAGCAGCGACCUGGCUGA